UUUUUCUUUUAUUUCUUUAUAAUAAUAAAACGGAUAUGAAAUUCCUUGAAGUUGAUUCACUUGAUCUAAUAAAUACAGCAUUCUUAUGGGAAACGUCAGAAUGUGUAUUAACAGGAAGAGUAGAAGCGUACUCUUGUAAAUCAGCUGGUACAGAUAAAAAACUAUUCAAGACACUUGAAAAUAGAUAUAAUACAGAAUUACUUGCACCUGGUUCUAUUUCACCUGAUGACCUGCAAAUUAUUUCACCUUUUGGUCGUUUAACAGAGUCUGCUCCACGUAAAACAUUUUUUUAUUUACUUGCUACUCUGAACGCUGCCUUUCCUGAACAUGACUUUGAAGACGUUAGACCUGACCAGUUCUUAAAGUUACCUUCUUUUGAAAUGGUUAUGAAUUCUGUUAAUACAACUUUAUUUAAUUUGGGUAAUGAUGUGAUAGUGAAUAAAUACAGAUUAUGGGAUGUGUUGGAUGAGAUUGUACAAUUAAACGAAUGUGAUGUAUAUACUUAUACACCUGACGUUGAUGAUGAUCCUAUGAAUGAAGAAGAAGGAUAUCUUUGGUCAGUGAAUUAUUUCUUUUUUAAUCGAAAAUUAAAACGAAUGAUAUUCUUUUCUAUUAAAAGUGAAAGUUUAAAUGGACCUACAGCAGAAGCAAUAGAAGAAGAAGGUAUUGAUGCUAUUGAUGAUGAUAAUAUAAAUUCAAGGCGCUAUCACGAUGACUUUUUAAUGGAUGAUUUGGAUUAAUAAAUUAUGCCCGCUAUGAUGACGAUGAUGUAUAUAUUAUUUUAUUUAAUUUACAGCUUAUGCACUUUUAUAUACAAAUACAAAUAUAUAUAAAAAAAAAGUGGUUUUGUGCCUGGACGAUUUAUUUAUAUGUGUAUAAAUGCAUACAUGUUACUUUUAACUACUCUAAUUAUUACUGCUACAAUGACAAUAACAGUAACAAUUGCCACUACUAUUUACUACUAUUAUAACCUAUAACCUUUUUUUU
Messenger RNA from Cokeromyces recurvatus, 987 nucleotides. RefSeq names its product Maf1 regulator-domain-containing protein. Gene Ontology annotation, molecular function: RNA polymerase III core binding. The record is from RefSeq and is a predicted model, not a curated record. Gene Ontology annotation, biological process: negative regulation of transcription by RNA polymerase III. The coding region runs from base 36 to 740 and encodes 234 amino acids. Gene Ontology annotation, cellular component: nucleus. Lineage: Eukaryota; Fungi; Mucoromycota; Mucoromycetes; Mucorales; Mucoraceae. The transcript has 6 exons.